GCACCAUGGUGUGGUCAUUGUAAACAAUUAGCACCAGAAUAUGCGAGUGCAGCCCAGCAUUUAGCUCAAAAUGAAUUAUCAGUUAAAUUGGGCAAAGUAGAUGCUACUAUUGAGAGGGACUUAGCUGAACAGUUUGGUAUCCGAGCAUAUCCAACUUUAAAGUUCUUUAAAAAUGGAAAACCAAUUGACUACACAGGUACACAAAAAAUAAUUUGUUGUCUGUUUGGAAGUAUUAUUUCCAAAGUAUUUAUGAAAUACAAAAAUGUUACUAUUGUUGGUUUUUUCGCAAAUUUUGAUUCAGAUACAGCAAAAGUCUUUUUAGAAUUGGCUGACUCUCCUUAUAAUUAUCGACUUGGUCUUGUGACAAAUUAUUCUAAAUUUUCUGAUUUAGAACACAAGGAUACAUUUGUUGUAUACAACGAUAUGCACCAUGGUUGUGGUCAUUGUAAACAAUUAGCACCAGAAUAUGCGAGUGCAGCCCAGCAUUUAGCUCAAAAUGAAUUAUCAGUUAAAUUGGGCAAAGUAGAUGCUACUAUUGAGAGGGACUUAGCUGAACAGUUUGGUAUCCGAGCAUAUCCAACUUUAAAGUUCUUUAAAAAUGGAAAACCAAUUGACUACACAGGCGGCCAAACCAAGGAUGAAAUUAUUCAAUGGGUAACAAUGAAGUCUGACCCAACUAAAAAAAUGCACCAUGGUUGUGGUCAUUGUAAACAAUUAGCACCAGAAUAUGCGAGUGCAGCCCAGCAUUUAGCUCAAAAUGAAUUAUCAGUUAAAUUGGGCAAAGUAGAUGCUACUAUUGAGAGGGACUUAGCUGAACAGUUUGGUAUCCGAGCAUAUCCAACUUUAAAGUUCUUUAAAAAUGGAAAACCAAUUGACUACACAGGCGGCCAAACCAAGGAUGAAAUUAUUCAAUGGGUAACAAUGAAGUCUGACCCAACUAAAAAAGUUUUGAAAUCAGAAGAAGAAUUGUAAUCAUUCAUUAAAAG
Aphis gossypii (cotton aphid) is the source of this 986-nucleotide messenger RNA. Its product is annotated as probable protein disulfide-isomerase A4. Gene Ontology annotation, biological process: protein folding; response to endoplasmic reticulum stress. Gene Ontology annotation, molecular function: protein disulfide isomerase activity. NCBI's taxonomy places the organism in Eukaryota, Metazoa, Arthropoda, Insecta, Hemiptera, Aphididae. Gene Ontology annotation, cellular component: endoplasmic reticulum. The record is from RefSeq and is a predicted model, not a curated record.